Messenger RNA from Miniopterus natalensis, 857 nucleotides. Lineage: Eukaryota; Metazoa; Chordata; Mammalia; Chiroptera; Miniopteridae. The record is from RefSeq and is a predicted model, not a curated record.
AGUAGGCAGCUUAGAGGACACUCAGAAGCCAUUUCUAAAUUCUUAAUUCUUGCUUUCACCUUCGUUUUGGGUUUAGGCUGCGGAUCUGUCUUGAACGUAAAUGGUGAAGUUGAAAUGGAUGCCAGUAUCAUGAAUGGAAAAGACCUGUCUUCAGGAGCCGUGUCUGCGGUCCGAUGUAUCGCAAAUCCCGUUAAGCUUGCACGGCUUGUUAUGGAAAAGACACCUCACUGCUUACUGACUGACCGAGGCGCCGCAGAAUUUGCAGCCGCCAUGGGGGUCCCAGCCGUUCCUGGGGAGCAGCUGGUAACAGAGAGAAACAGAAAACACCUAGAGAAAGAGCAGCACAAGAAAGAUGCUAAGAAACCACACCAAGAAAAAAACUUGGGAACCGUGGGCGCUGUUGCCGUGGACUCCAAAGGAGACGUGGCUUGUGCCACCUCAACGGGGGGCACCAUGAAUAAAAUGGUCGGCCGAGUCGGGGACACACCCUGCAUAGGAUCCGGAGGCUACGCUGACAAUGACAUUGGAGCCAUUUCAGCAACGGGGCACGGGGAGAGCAUCCUGAAGGUGAAUCUAGCCAGACUCACUCUCUUCCACGUACAGCAAGGAAAGACAUUAGAAGAGGCUGCUGAUAUAUCGCUGGGUUACAUGAAGUCAAAGGUCAAAGGUCUAGGUGGUGUCAUCCUGGUCAACAAAGCAGGAGACUGGGCAGUCAAGUGGACCUCGGAGUCCAUGCCCUGGGCGGCCGCUCAGGACGGCAAGCUGCACUCGGGCAUCGACCUUCACAAGACCAGCAUCACUGACCUGCCCUAAGCCCCCGCAGACUGUAUCCCAGGCGCCAGCCUGCAGGUGAAGGA